Molecule: messenger RNA, 1328 nt
Organism: Thermothielavioides terrestris NRRL 8126
Lineage: Eukaryota; Fungi; Ascomycota; Sordariomycetes; Sordariales; Chaetomiaceae
Product: glycosyltransferase family 17 protein
Exons: 1
Coding region: 111-1187 (358 amino acids)
Biological process (GO): N-acetylglucosamine metabolic process; protein N-linked glycosylation
Cellular component (GO): membrane
Molecular function (GO): beta-1,4-mannosylglycoprotein 4-beta-N-acetylglucosaminyltransferase activity
Source: RefSeq, a predicted model, not a curated record
AGGCAACCAACCAUGUCCCUUGCGACAAAGGGGCUGCCCUCGUGUAGAUCUGCUGCGCUGACAGCAACCGACAACCUCGUCGCCUCCGCCCGCAUGACCACCCGAGCACGAUGCUGCUCCGAUCGAAGCAGCUGUGGCGCUGGAUACGGGUAGCAGUGCUGCUCGGCGUCUUCUGGGUGGUGCUCAACGUCGCGUACGACGACGGCGACGCGCUCUCGCCGGCCGCGCGCUGGGGCGCCCGCGACGCCGACGAUGGCCCCGACAUCUGCCGCCCGCACGGGUGGAAGCGCUUCCGGCCCCGGCCCGGCGACCGACCGCGCAAGGUGUACGACCUGCUGAUGGUCAACUCGGAGCUCGACAUGCUCGAGGUGCGCCUCAACAGCACCUUCGACGCCGUCGACUACUUCGUGCUGGUCGAGAGCCGCAAGACCUUCACGAGCCUCGACAAGCCGCUGACGCUGCGCGACAACCUCGCCCGGUUCCGCCCCUACCACGCCAAGAUCAUCUACCACGAGCUCGAGCUCCCGCCGGGCUUCUCGCCGCGCCGCACCUGGGACAUGGAGGAUCUGCAGCGCAACGCGAUGCUGACCCAGGUCUUCCCGCGCCUGCGCGGCGACCAGGCGCCGCAGCUCGGCGACGUGCUGGUCGUCUCGGACGUGGACGAGAUCCCGCGGCCGUCGACGUUGGCGCUGCUGCGCGCUUGCCGCUUCCCGCGGCGCCUGACCCUGCGCAGCCGCUUCUACUACUACAGCUUCCAGUGGCUGCGGCGCGGCGAGGAGUGGCCCCACCCGCAGGCGACGUACUACCAGGGCGCGCGGCGCACGCUGCUGCCCAACAGUCUGCGCAUCGCCGACGGCGGCAUGUGGCCCUUCCGCGAGUGGGAGAAGGGCGAGCUCGCCAACGCCAGCUGGCACUGCUCGUCCUGCUUCGAGACCGUCGACGAGCUGCUCGGCAAGAUGGCCUCGUUCUCGCACACCAGCAUGAAUGCCGAACGGUUCCGGGAUCGCCAGUGGAUCGUGGAGAGAGUGCGGAACGGGAAGGACGUGUGGGACCGCGAGUCCGAGCAGUUCGACCGCGUGGAGGACAAUCAGGAUCUUCCGAGUUUCUUGCUGGAGAAUAGAGAGAGGUUUGGGUAUAUGCUCAAUCGCGACGGUCCGACGGCUGGUUUCAAGGACAUAGAGGGAUAGAAGGGCUCUGGCGUUUUGGAACGUGGAGUUAGGGAGGUGCAUGAACUAUUUACAGAGCCAUGCGUCGCUGUGUCGCGUUGAACAGACCCGCGUUUGCGAUCCAACGAUUUGGCCCAACGCCGGGUACCUAGGGUGGCACAC